Brassica oleracea var. oleracea is the source of this 1189-nucleotide messenger RNA. Its product is annotated as Werner Syndrome-like exonuclease. Bases 50 to 889 code for a protein of 279 amino acids. Gene Ontology annotation, biological process: nucleobase-containing compound metabolic process. Lineage: Eukaryota; Viridiplantae; Streptophyta; Magnoliopsida; Brassicales; Brassicaceae. Gene Ontology annotation, molecular function: 3'-5' exonuclease activity; nucleic acid binding. The transcript is spliced from 6 exons. The record is from RefSeq and is a predicted model, not a curated record.
CCUCCCUCCAAAGUAAUAAUUGUAGCCCAUUUUAUUCUCCGGUAUACAAAUGAUGUCGUCAAGUUGGGGAGACGAAGAGGAAUUUACAGAGGAGGAUCUUCUCGCAAUCGAGGCCAUCGAGGCUUCCCAUCUCUCCCAAUCAUCAUCUUCUUCUUCUUCUUCGACCGUACGGCCUGCGAACUCAAAUCCAAAUCAAACCCCAAAUCAGAUCCGUCGCCAAUUGCCUCGUUCCAUCACUUCUCCCACACCCUCUAAGCGAUUUCCACUCUCUCGUUGCAGAGCUAAGAAUUUUCCAGCGAUGAGGUUUGGAGGUAGGAUUUUGUAUAGCAAGACUGCUAGUGAGGUUGAUAGGCGAGCAAUGCAGCUUCUUAAAGUUCUCGAUACCAAGAAAGAUCAUUCUGGGAGAGCUUUUAUUGGCUUUGAUAUUGAGUGGAGACCCAGUUUUAGAAAAGGUGUUCUCCCAGGGAAGGUUGCAGUUGUGCAGAUAUGUGUAGAUAAUAGUUAUUGUGAUGUAAUGCAAAUUAUACACUCUGGAAUCCCACAGAGUCUCCAACAUCUUAUUGAGGAUUCAUCUCUCGUAAAGGUAGGUAUUGGAAUUGACGGUGACUCUGUGAAGCUUUUCCAUGACCAUGGAGUGUCCAUCAAAGAUGUCGAAGAUCUUUCUGAUUUAGCCAACAAAAAAAUUGGCGGAGGUUUGAAAAAAUGGGGCCUUGCUUCACUAACUGAGACACUUGUUUGCAAAGAGCUACUUAAACCGCAUAGAAUCAGGCUCGGAAACUGGGAGGUGCGUCCUCUGUCAAAGGAGCAGUUACAGUAUGCAGCAACCGAUGCUUAUGCUUCGUGGCAUCUUUACCACGUGCUAAAGGACCUUCCUGAUGCUGUGGAUUGAUCAUAACGUGGACGAUGAACCUUAAAGGUUAACCACUAGAUGCAGUCUCACGGAAAAAAGAACAUUUGAACAUUGUAUCUAGUUGCAGUCCAUUUUAGUCGUAAUUCAUGCUCGGUUUAAAUGUUUCUGCAGUAUAAAAUAAAGUAUAAGGUCCUGGUAUGGUUAACAAUCGAGAAACCAGGGGCUUUGUGGUGAGGUUUUUGAUUCAGACUUGGAAUACAGUGUAAAGAUCUGAAAAGCUCUUCCACAGACUCUUUUUAUGUUCUUAUAAAUAAAUCUUAGAAACUUAUUUAAGCAAAA